Molecule: messenger RNA, 1926 nt
Organism: Racocetra fulgida
Lineage: Eukaryota; Fungi; Glomeromycota; Glomeromycetes; Diversisporales; Gigasporaceae
Source: the annotation of a GenBank genome assembly
AAGAACCUAUUGAUUAUGUCAACAUCAAUGAUGCAGAAGCUAAUAUAGAGGAACCUGAUUAUGUUAAUACCAAUUAUACAGAAGUCAAUAUAGAGGAAAAUAACUUAUUUAAAGGAAAGAAAUUUUUAAACUGGACUGUUUAUGGUGAUAUUGUUCGAAGAAGAACUUAUAUUUGUAAACACAGAAAAAAGUAUGAAGCAAACACUAAGCAACAAACACAUACUAAAAAAAUUUCAUGUUCUUGGCAUUUAAAUGCAUCGAGUCCAAGUAGUAAUAAUGAUAAAAUUUUUAAUCAAGAUAUAUUAGAUGAUAUUAAAUUCAUGACUGAACACUGUAACAUGGAUGCUACGGCUCAAAAGAAAUUUUUAGAAGGGAAGUAUCCCUUACAACCAAUUUAUAGCAAAGACUUGUAUGCUGCAAUUCGUAAAUUUAGACCUACCAAAGCUCUGUUAAAUGAUGCAGCAACAAUAUCUAAUUGGAUUGACGAACAAAAAAAAAAAGAUUCUAGAUGGAUGGUUGCUAGAGACUGGGAUGAUGAUAAUACGUUAACGCGCUUAUUUUGGAUGACUCCAAGAUUGUUAAUUGAUGAAACCCACGAAUCACAUGUUUGGCUAUUUAAUGAAAUUGUUAAAGCUACUGGUAUGGAACCUGCAGUUAUACAAACCAAUUCUGACCCUGCUGCUGACUCAGCUGUAAAAGAAGUAUUUAAAUCAAUGUAUCCGAUUCAUUGUGCUUUUCACAUAACUCAGAAUCUUCACAAAAAUCUUCAAAAAUCUCUAGAUAUACAGUAUAAUCAAUUUCUUACAGAUUUCUAUAAAUGUCAAAAUAGUUUAGUAAAAGCCACAUUUGAAAACAAAUUUACAAAAUUAGUUCAUGAUUAUCCAAGAGCUAAACCUUAUUUAGACAAUUUAUAUAAAUCAAAAGAGUACUGGGCACAUUCAUAUACAAGCUUUAAAUUUACUGAAGGAAUGAUUGCAACAUCAAGAGUAGAAGCUACAAACGCAUGUUUGAAAAAAUUUUUAUGUAAUUCUAAUGUGUCACUUAAUAAAUUAAUGCAAGAAAUAUAUCACAUGCUUGAUCGUCAAGAUAAAGAAUCUGAAUAUCAAUUUUGGAAGCUCGCAAUUCCUUUUAUCAAAAACAAAUGUUGUCAAACAUAUCUUACUCCAAACAUGUUAAAAAUGCAAAAAGAUGAAAUUAACAAAUCGGUUUAUUACUCAGCACAACAAAUUAGUAUAGAGAGUCUAAAAAGUAUAAAUGAGGACAAUACUAUGAUUAAUAUUAAAGAAGACAAUCCUGAAGACCAGUAUGCAACUAUCCAACAAAUGUUAGAAGUAGUUGAUGAAAAAAAUAUAGUUCAAGCAUGGUUAAUUCAAGUAAUGCUAAACACUAAUGCAGCGAAGUUUCAUAUUCGUCUCAUUCCAUCCAGAUGGUACUAUAAAAAUAUGAAUGCCUCACAAGAAACAUUUAUUACGGCUGACAAAUAUAAAAGUGAAGAAGCACCUGAUUAUGCUGUUCCAUAUCUUUCACCUUUUUAUAACCAAGAAAAAGAUUUUUUACAAGAAAAUCUCAGUCUUCUUAAACAAAAAUUAACCUAUAGAACAUUACAUGGUAUUUACAAGAAGGCAAUAAGUAAAGCGUUAUGGUCAAAAUCUGAGUCAGAUUGCCUCUUAAAGUUGUUGGAAGAUUUUGUUCAGGAGUGUGACCAAUUAAAAGAUAGUUCUAGUGAUGAUAAUCACUCAGAUGAAUCUAUAAGUAAGGAAGAAUUUCAACUAAAAAAUCCCAAACGACGACAAGGCAGAGGACGACCUCCAGGUACCAAAAGAAUUAAAGCGUCACAUGAAACAUCUCAAUCUGGUACUACCAAACAAAAAAGAUCUUGUAAAAAAUGCGGCGGUAUUGGACAUUAUCAAAAAAAUUGUACCGUUG